AUGUCGACUCCCUACCGUGCGACCCGUCUCCUCACAGCGCUGGCCCGCCCAGCGAGGGCAGCGGCGCCGUCUCUCCGCACAGCAUCCCGAACAGCCGUCACCCGCCGAACACUCACAUCCUUCUCCUCCUCGUCCUCCCGACCAUCCGUCUUGCGCAAGACCGCCGCCACAACCCUUCCCUCCCAGCGCCGCACAAUCUUCAUCCAGACCGAGCCGACGCCCAACCCCGACGCCCUCAAGUUCCUCCCCAACCACCGCGUCCUGCCCGAAGGCAUCUCGGUCCCCUACAUCGAGUACCUCAACCCGCGCGCCACGAUCGCGCCGCCGCACCCCUCGCCGCUGGCCGCCCAGCUCCUCGCCAUCGACGGCGUGACGGCCGUCUUCUACGGCGCCGACUUCAUCACCGUCACCAAGGCCGCCGACGCCAACUGGGCGCACGUCCGCGCCGAAAUCUUCGCCCUCAUCACCGAGGCCAUCACGUCGGGCGCCCCCCUCGUCGUCGUCAAGGAGGGCGCCGAGGCCGCGCCCGCCGAGGAGGACAGCCUCGCCUACAACGAGGACGACAGCGAGGUCGUCGGCAUGAUCAAGGAGCUGCUCGAGACGAGGAUACGCCCCGCCAUCCAGGAGGACGGCGGCGACAUUGAGUUUCGCGGCUUCGAGGACGGCGUCGUGCUGCUGAAGCUCCGGGGCGCGUGCCGCACGUGCGACUCGAGCACCGUGACGCUGAAGAAUGGCAUCGAGGGCAUGCUCAUGCACUAUAUCGAGGAAGUUAAGAGCGUGAACCAGGUCAUGGACCCCGAGGAGGACAUUGCGCUCGAGGAGUUUGCCAAGUUUGAGGAGAAGCUCAAGGCGCAAAAGGGCGAGGCUGCCACGGCCUGA
This is a messenger RNA of Verticillium nonalfalfae, 879 nucleotides long. RefSeq lists its product as uncharacterized. Gene Ontology annotation, cellular component: mitochondrion. Gene Ontology annotation, molecular function: iron ion binding; iron-sulfur cluster binding. The transcript is spliced from 2 exons. The coding region runs from base 1 to 879 and encodes 292 amino acids. Gene Ontology annotation, biological process: iron-sulfur cluster assembly. NCBI's taxonomy places the organism in Eukaryota, Fungi, Ascomycota, Sordariomycetes, Glomerellales, Plectosphaerellaceae. The record is from RefSeq and is a predicted model, not a curated record.